AUGUUCGAGUUACGUCUAGAUGCUCUUGGGCCGAUGACGGCGGAUGGCGAGUGUUGUAAUGAGGUCCACCACGAAAAGGUCAUUUACAAGCACAUAAAGAAGUACAAUCACAAGGAGUCACAUCAUGACCAUCAUCAUGGCGACGAAGGCGGACAUGGUGGCUUCGAAGGUGGAUUCGGUGGAUAUGGUGGAGAUGAAGGUGGAUUCGGCGGACACGAGGGGGGAUAUGGUGGAGAUGAAGGUGGAUUCGGAGGGCAUGAAGGAGGAUAUGGUGGAGAUGAAGGUGGAUUCGGAGGGCAUGAAGGAGGAUAUGGUGGAGAUGAAGGUGGAUUCGAAGGGCACGAUGGAGGAUAUGGUGGUGAUGAAGGUGGAUUUGGAGGCCACGAAGGUGGAGGUUACGAAGAACACGGAAAACAUCAUAUAGAGUACUCGAACGAAGGUGGCCACGGCUGGAAUGAAAAAUAG
Molecule: messenger RNA, 465 nt
Organism: Nezara viridula (southern green stink bug)
Lineage: Eukaryota; Metazoa; Arthropoda; Insecta; Hemiptera; Pentatomidae
Source: the annotation of a GenBank genome assembly